Molecule: messenger RNA, 1559 nt
Organism: Phoenix dactylifera (date palm)
Lineage: Eukaryota; Viridiplantae; Streptophyta; Magnoliopsida; Arecales; Arecaceae
Product: phenylacetaldehyde reductase-like
Molecular function (GO): oxidoreductase activity, acting on the CH-OH group of donors, NAD or NADP as acceptor
Source: RefSeq, a predicted model, not a curated record
GCAAUGUCGCAAUUGCUUACGUUUUCCCACCGAUCCUCCCGACGACCGGUAGAAGUUGCCCGCCGCCCUUUUUUUUUUCGGUCAAAGAUGCCCGCCGCCCUUCGGGCUUCUUUCUCUAUUUGUUCGCGGGCUCCCGCCCUUCUCCAGAGACACCCCAAAACCGAAUAGCGGGAGCGAGAUCGAGCGAGGAGAGAGAGGAGAGAAGGAUGAGUGGGAGUGGGAAGGUGGUGUGCGUGACCGGUGCGUCCGGCUACAUCGCUUCCUGGCUCGUCAAGCUUCUCCUCCAGCGCGGAUAUACCGUGCGCGGCACCGUCCGGGAUCUUGCUGAUCCAAAGAAAACUGAGCAUUUACGUGCCUUGGAAGGAGCCAAUGAAAGGCUACAACUGUUUAAAGCAAACUUGUUAGAAGAGGGCUCUUUCGAUUCAGUGGUUAAGGGGUGCGAGGGUGUUUUUCAUACAGCAUCUCCUUGCUAUGUAAAUGCGACAGAUCCGCAGGCUGAGUUUAUUGACCCGGCAGUGAAGGGGACACUGAAUGUUUUCGGUUCCUGCAUUAAAACUCCUUCUGUUAAAAGGGUGGUCGUAACAUCGUCCAUGGCUACUGUUGUGUGCAAUGGAAGACCACAAACACCUGAUGUCGUAGUUGAUGCGACAUGGUUUUCUAGUGCAGAGUUCUGUGAGCAGGAAAAGUUGUGGUAUCCACUCUCGAAGACGUUGGCAGAGGAGGCUGCUUGGAAGUUUUCAAAAGAUAAUUCUAUUGACAUCGUAACAAUACACCCAGGAGCGGUCAUAGGUCCUCUUUUGCAACCUACUCUAAAUUCGAGUUCUGCUCUAUUCCUGAACUUGAUAAAUGGAUCUACAUAUCCAAAUUUAAGCUUUGGGUGGGUCAAUGUCAAAGAUGUUGCGAUGGCACAUAUUCUGGCAUUUGAGGUUCCCUCAGCAAGGGGAAGAUAUUGUUUAGUCGAAAGAGUUGCUCACUAUUCAGAGAUUGUGAAAAUUUUGCGUGAACAAUAUCCUGCUCUUAAACUGCCAGAAAAGUGUGCGGAUGACAAGCCAUUUCCGCCAAUAUACCAGGUCUCUAAGGAAAAGGAAAAAAGCUUAGGUAUUGACUAUAUUCCUAUAGAGACAAGCAUCAAGGAGACUGUCGAAAGCUUGAAGGAGAAAGGAUUUGUUAGUUUUUCAAAAUUGGCAAUUGCAAAAUAGAAUUCACCCUAAUUAGUUGGGACAAUACUUGAUGGUAUUAUGAAGACAGUGAGGUAGUGCUAUUUGAGAGUAUUUAGAACUAUUGACGAUAUCCUUAAGAUCCACACAAAAUAUGAGAACUUUCAACUUUGUUUUAUGCAAUUGGGCAACCUUUGGUUUAUUUGUUACAGAGACAUUUUCUAGUAGUUAUAAAAGUCUACCAUGUUUGAGUGUAUUUCAUGCUUGAUAGUGGUGUUUUGCUGGCCAUUUAUAGGCCUAAGAAAUAGUAGCAUUGAAUUCCCCUUGACUUUCCUACACAUUCCUUUGGGCUGAAAGAUUGUCAUGCCUUGCUUUCUCUCUUUAAUGCAAAGAUUUCUGCAA